Talaromyces amestolkiae is the source of this 2877-nucleotide messenger RNA. RefSeq lists its product as uncharacterized. Bases 1 to 2877 code for a protein of 958 amino acids. The transcript is spliced from 5 exons. The record is from RefSeq and is a predicted model, not a curated record. NCBI's taxonomy places the organism in Eukaryota, Fungi, Ascomycota, Eurotiomycetes, Eurotiales, Trichocomaceae.
AUGUUUCGUAUCUUGUUCUUCGUGUUCCUCUGCGCGGGCUGCCUACUCGCUGCUUCUAGCCCCCAGCAGUACACUAGAUCGCUUGGAACCUUUGAGAAUCCAUCUGUGCAGACUCGACCACGUUUUCGCUACUGGCUUCCCGACGCCGGAGUCGAUAAAGAAAUUGUUGCUACCAACAUCAAAGACAGUGGAAAUCUAGGUGCUGGCGGCGUAGAGUUCCUUCCCUUUUACAACUAUGGGGGUGAAACCGUCUCCAAGGCUCCUCAAGCUGAUUGGGUCACCAAUGGCUUUGGUACACCGGCCUUUCGGGAUGUAUUUCGCGCAGCCCUUCAAGCACACAAAGAUGCUGGACUCUUGAUGGAUUUUGCCAUGGGUCCAAAUCAAGGGCAAGGUGUGCCAGCAGAGAGUGAUGAUGAAGGGCUGCAGUGGGACUUGGUUCCGUACAAUGUUGAAAUACCAAGAAAUGGUAUCAUUGACGCUCAAAUCCCUGGAUGGGGACCAACAAGUGGUAUUGGGUACCGAAUCUUCGCGUACUACCAAAAACGCACUCUGAAUAAGAAUCUGAAAUUCGAGAAUAAUCAGACAGCGACGAUAUGGGAUAAUGGGUCCUAUAUAGUGGACCAUUACAGCGCCGCGGGGGCUCAGACAGUGAUCAAAUUUUGGGAGGAAUACAUCCUUAUUGACGGCCUCAAAGAGAUGUUAAUGGAGGUCGGGCAUUAUGGCUGGGAAGAUAGCAUUGAAAUGACAUCGAACACCUCGUGGACUCCCACCAUACCUGACAGGUUCCAACGAAAGCUAGGGUAUCGUUUAGAGCCCUAUCUACCAGUUAUGAACUUUGGCGUCCUCCAUCCAGACAACAAUGUUAAUAUUCAGGCCUUUCAACCAGGUCCUGUACAAGUCAUCCUCAACACGGAAGAUUCUGGGGCACGAUACAUUAAUGAUUUUCGGGAACUACUUGCAGACGGAUACCGCGACUACCUUCAGGUCCUAAGUGACUGGACUCGCAAUCACCUUGGUCUGGCCUUUUCUAGCCAAGUAUCUUACAAUUUGCCGAUGGAUACGGCAACUAAUGUACCUAUGGUUGACGUUCCCGAAUGUGAGAGUUUGCAAUUCGCUGAUAACAUCGAUGGCUACCGGCAAUUUUCUGGCGCGGCAAAUCUUGCGGGAAAAGCUAUCAUUUCGAACGAAAUGGGUGCUAUCUCGGCAGCUUAUGAUUACCCCUUGCCGAGACUUUUAUUUUCGGUAGCAAGGGCGGUUGUCGGGGGCGUUAACCAGUUUGUGCUCCAUGGUCAAAGCUAUACCGGAGACUAUUACAUCACGACUUGGCCGGGCUAUACUGCCUUUUCUUAUUCUGUAUCAGAGCUAUACUCGAACAAGCAACCUUCCUGGGAUCAUGGCUUGUCAGAGGUACUCAAUUACUUGGCAAGAGUCCAAUUCGUUCAGCGUCAAGGUAUACCACGGACAGAUGUCGCCAUUUAUAACAAGGUGUCUGCCACCGAUAGUUCGUUUCCAUCCAUUUAUCAAUCAGAUGACUUGGUCAACGAUGGUUGGUCAUGGGCGUACCUUACACCAGACAAUUUCGCCUUACCACAAGCUACUGUCCGUGACAAUGUUCUUGGUCCGGACGGGCCAAGGUACAAGGCCCUUGUCAUCACAAAAGAUAGCAACAUGACACUAUAUGGCGUGGUGCGUGUUGCAGAGUUCGCAGCAAAAGGCUUGCCAAUCAUCUUCAGCGGUGGUUUGCCUAGUAUUUAUCCAUCCGCAAGAGGUAAUCACACCGCUGAAACUCUCGCCGCCCUGACGAAGCUAGCAUCUUCUCCAAAUGUGUACAAUGCCAGCAGUGGCCAUGUUGCAAGCACUCUAGAGAGCCUGGGAUUAUUCCCCAAUAUCAAAGUCCAGACCAACGGCACCAUCUGGACUACCUGGAGGGAGGACCCAUCAACAGGAGUGGACUACGCAUUUAUAUUCUGUGAUUCAAAAUCUGCAUCAGCAGAGAUCACAAUUAGUGGCGAUGCGAAGAAGAAAAUACCCUACUAUCUAGAUGCAUGGACAGGCAUUCAGAAGCCUGUUUUCACUUAUACUGUUUCUGGCUCAGCAUUGAGGAUCCCAAUUUCACUCGAAGGAAACCAGACGACGAUUAUCGCUUUCUCCCGGAAUCCUUUGACAGAUUCUGAGGCUCCUACAGUACAUUCCACGGAAACACCACCUUCUGUUAUCGGUUCGUUCUAUGAGUCUGCUGGUAAGGGUUGGACUGCGCAGGUAGUCAGUACUAAUUUACAGGACUCGGGAAGAAUUCGUUUAUCAAAUAAUAAGACCAUCGAAUUGCCAAAUACCCAUAAAAUAGCAGAGCUAUUCAACCUCAGCAAUUGGAAACUAGUUACGGAGCACUGGGAAGCUCCCUCCGACCUUUAUGAUGCUGAAACCAUCGCUCAGAAGCAUAACACCACCCAUGAACUAACAAGCCUGCUUUCAUGGACAGAGAUUCCUGCUCUUCAGAAUGUAUCUGGACUCGGUUAUUAUAGCACGACAUUUCAGUGGCCGCCUGUCACGGGUGGAUCCGCUGAUGGAGCAUAUAUUCAGUUUCCUUCCAUUCUACACGCAAUCCGGGUUUCGGUCAAUGGGCAGAAGCUUCCAGCCUUGGAUUAUACGAACGCCAAAGCAGAUAUUGGCCCAUAUCUCCGACAUGGAAAUAACGAUGUUCUUGCUGUCAUUCCCACAACAAUGUGGAAUUAUCUUCGAAGUAUUAUUUCACAACUAAGAGAUCAGGGGGGCCAGCCAGGUUUGUUGAGUUUUACUAGUACUUUGCCGGGGAUCUCGCCAAAUGGAUUGAUAGGCGAAGUCAGUGUGCUUCCAUACGUGAAUGUGAAUAUCAAGUGA